Molecule: messenger RNA, 867 nt
Organism: Coturnix japonica (Japanese quail)
Lineage: Eukaryota; Metazoa; Chordata; Aves; Galliformes; Phasianidae
Source: RefSeq, a predicted model, not a curated record
GCUCAUCUUGUGGCUCUGCACCUCCUCCAUCUGGGAUCAGCCCUGCUCACAGUGGUGGCACCAAACCAUCAUGUCACUGCCACCGUGGGACAGGACAUUGUGCUGCACUGCCAGUUGUCCCCCAGCAAGGAUGCUUGGAGCUCAGACAUCAGAUGGUUCCAGCACGGGUCUGCUGGGUUUGUGCACCACUACCGAAAUGGAGAGGACCUGGAGCAGAUGGAGGAAUAUAAAGGGAGGACAGAACUGCUCAGGGAUGGCCUGUCUGAUGGAAACCUGGGUCUGCUCAUCACUGCAGUGAGCUCCGUCGAUAGAGGGUCCUACAUCUGUGCUGUGGAAGAUAGUGAUGGCUAUGCAGAUGCUGUGGUGGAGCUGGAGGUGUCAGAUCCCUUUUCCCAAAUCGUCCAUCCCUGGAAGGUGGCUCUGGCUGUGGUCGUCACACUUCUGGUUGGGUCAAUUGUCAUCAUUGCUUUUCUCCUGAGAAAGAACCGGAGGCAGAGAUCCUUCAUUGUUUAUCUCCUGAUAAAGAAAGCGGCACAGAGCAGAGAGCACAGAGCAGAGAGUGAGUCCUCCCAGCCCCUUAACUACCACUCCAAUAAUCUUGAAUAUUGUGCAGAGAUUGUAUGGAGGGACCCAGACCCUGAUGAAAACCACUCUAUUGUGGAUUGGCUAAUGGCUGCCUGCCGCAUGGUCUGGCCUAACAAGACUGAUAUGCCGGCAGACGUUCAAUUUGCGAAAAUUGACCGUCAGCCCAACCACGUUCUCCUUCGGCUGUGGAAACAACUGAAGGAUGAAGAAAAGUUCCAAAACUACCCUAGAAAACUGAGGGAAAAAGAGGCCGCCUCAAGUGUCUCGGGCCACGAUCCCUGA